UGACCAAUAAAAACGGAAUACACAUAUACGAUGGAUCGAUUGUUAUUUUGUCUGCUGCCUCCAAUCGUUUGAAGCUUGAAAUUUUGCGGGGGAUUUUACAGACAGUGUUCUUUGAUUUUUCUUUCUUGCUUGUAUUUGUGUUAUUUACAAAACAACUAGGCCUAUAUAAUACUGUGAUGCCUGGAUCAAAAGCAACAGCAAAACCCAAGAAACCGAAAGCCUACAAACUCCCGAAACCCCUACCAGAAGGGGAGAUACUUACUGAGCAUUCAGGCAAGAGAAAGUGGCGUAUCGGGUCAAUAAUCGGUCAAGGUGGCUUUGGAUAUAUCUACCUUGCUUCUGACAAUGUAAAUACAAAAGUGAAAGCUGAUGCAGAGUAUGUGUUGAAAAUUGAACCACAAGGAAAUGGACCACUAUUUGUUGAAUUGCAUUUCUACCAACGUGCAGCUAAAGAAGAUAUGUUGGAACAAUAUCAGAAGUCACAGAAUCUACCAUAUCUUGGCGUUCCAAAGUUCAUCAGUACUGGCCUACAUGAAACAAACAACAUGAAAUAUCGCUUUAUGGUCAUGCAAAGAUUUGGUGAAGAUUUGUACAAGAAACUUCAAGCCACAAACCAGAAAUUUACACCAAAGGUUACUUACAUGUUAGCUAAGCGCAUUCUGACCACUUUAGAGUACCUGCACGAUAAAGGAUACAUCCAUGCUGACAUCAAAGCUGCUAAUCUAAUGAUGGGGUAUGGCCCCAAGGCCUCAAAUCAGGUGUUUCUGGUAGAUUAUGGCCUUGCAUAUCGCUAUUUACCUGAUGGAGAACACAAGCCGUACAAAGAGGAUCCAAGAAAAGCCCAUGAUGGUACCCUUGAAUACACAAGCUGUGAUGCUCACAAGGGCGUUGUGCCUUCAAGAAGAGCAGAUAUUGAGAUCCUAGGCUACAACAUUCUACACUGGUUGAGUGGCACUCUCCCCUGGCAGGGAACUCAAGACCCAGAUGCAGUCAGUGCAAUGAAACAAAAGCUCAUGUCUGAUGUUGGUACGUUGAUGUCAAAAUGUUUUAAAGGCAAACAUUUUGCAGGAGAAGCUGAAGUUAAAAAAUACUUAAAAUAUGCCCACAAGUUGAGUUAUGAACAGAAACCAGAUUACAAUUGUUUACGACAGCUCUUCGACGAUGCUCUGAAGAAGAACGGUCUGAAAGAUGAUGGCAAGUUUGACUUUGAAAGUGUUGUAUCCGGUCCAGAAACUAAGCGUAAAACAACAGUCAAAAGAAAAUCCGACGACGGAUAUACUAGCAAUGGAAGCCCGGUGAAACGAGUUAGAUCAGAAAAGGUUACAUCCUCAGGGGAAAGCUCCCCAGAAAAGAAAAAACGUGCAGCAGCGGGCAAGAGAAAAGUGACAAGCUCAUCCUCCAUCACCAGCCCUGGGAAAGAACAGAUACCGAAAGCAAAGCAAAUGAGAGGAAGCAGAAAUAAGAAACCAGUCUGUAGUAUUUCAUCGCCAGAGAGCUCACCAGAAAAGAAGCUACGUAGAUCACCAAGGAAACUAGCUGCAUCUAAAGGUAAACCAGUAAAGAAAGCAGUCAGGAAUUCAAGAAGAAAAGUGCAAACAAUGGAUACAGAGAUUCAAACAUCACCAGGCCUGCUACAUCGAUACUUAAAAGAGAAUCCCAAUUAUAAUAAAAGCUGAUUGUGUACAUGAUCUGAUGCUUUAUGGGAAAUCAUUACAUAUGCAUAAUUGAAAAGAAAGCAGCAUGUGAACAAUGCAUUAUGGGAAGGAAAAUGCAUUGUGGGAACUUGCUUGUAGAUGCUACAUGGUACCUGUCAAAAGCAUCAUUGAUGCUCUCAUUAAAGAUGUUUGUUUGUAAAUUGUGGGAAUGUCAACAUUGUUGAUUAUAUGUAGAUCUUUGAAACUGUUUUUGAACAAAUACUUAUAAAGUAUGUUCAAAUAUUUUUUUAUAUUUACGAUUAUGUGACCAAAGAAUGUAUACUUUAGUUAAAUGUUAGCCAACCAAUAGAAUUGCGCUUCAUUAGAAUUUAGAAGUCCAACAUUAUUGGUCCUUUACAGUUUCCAUAUUAACUUGUGAAUCUCUUGGAGAAAAUGAUAUAAAUUAGUGAUUUCUUUGCGUUUUCCAAGGUCCCGAUUCCAGUGGCGUUAACCAGGAUAUUCAUCACCUUUUUUUUCAUUUUGUUCAGAAGCAGUACAUGUUUAAGAUAAAACUCAAGCGGGGGUUAGCCCCGUACCCAACUGGGCUUUUUACCUAGUCCCAGGAUAGGUUGGCCUAAAGGAACUCAGGCCAAGGGCCCAGGCCUCUUUGUUACUACACUAGAUUCUCAUCCUGCAAUGUUAUUAUUUAUCAUAUAUUAAGAUUACUUAUUGUUAUUGUUAGUAGUUAUAUUUAUAAUACAUUAUUAAUAUAGGUAUUAUUCAGGAUGAUAAAAUAUAUUAUCAAACAAAAAUAGGUGGACAUUUUUUACAAUUGCCAGAAAUGUUUUAUUUGAUUAUACAAUUUUCAUCAACAUAAACAUUUUUUAGAUAAAUUAACCUGACCCAUUACCAUCACAUAUUUUUGUUGACAAAUGAACUGUAAAUUAAAUGUUUUAUUGCCAAAUA
Molecule: messenger RNA, 2600 nt
Organism: Anneissia japonica
Lineage: Eukaryota; Metazoa; Echinodermata; Crinoidea; Comatulida; Comatulidae
Product: serine/threonine-protein kinase VRK1-like
Exons: 12
Coding region: 177-1676 (499 amino acids)
Biological process (GO): signal transduction; peptidyl-serine phosphorylation
Cellular component (GO): nucleus; cytoplasm
Molecular function (GO): ATP binding; protein serine/threonine kinase activity
Source: RefSeq, a predicted model, not a curated record